This is a messenger RNA of Nicotiana tabacum (common tobacco), 1523 nucleotides long. The record is from RefSeq and is a predicted model, not a curated record. NCBI's taxonomy places the organism in Eukaryota, Viridiplantae, Streptophyta, Magnoliopsida, Solanales, Solanaceae.
UCUUCCACAAAAGAUACACAAUCAUUUUCUCAACCUUUACAGCAUUCCUUCGAUAACGUAAAAACAAAUACUUCACAACAACAAAAUGCCAAACUUACUCUUGCCUCUAAACAAAAAAUCACGCCUGGCCCUACUAACUCACAAAGUGCCCAGAAACUCCUUUCAACCUCCCAUGAUGAACUUGAACAACCCAAACAACCUCAUGCAAAUUCCAAACCUAUUCUAUGCAACUCAACCACAACAUCCGGACCAUCAACCCACCUCAUGGAUCGAACAGGGACUCCAAGGCCAAGCUCUAUUCUUCUCAAUGUUGAUAGAAGGGCAGGAAGUCAUGAUGAUCAUUCAAAAUCCAAACUUCCUAGCCCAAGUGGUGCCAGAGGGGAUGAGAAUGGAUGUGGACAAUUAUAUGAACCAUAUGUGGAUGGCAAACAUUCUCGAUCCCCUAGCCCAAGCAAUAGCUCCUGCUCUUUACCACACCAUGCACAACCACUGGAACUUUCCACAAUAUUUCAAUCCCCUACUGAACAUGAACCAAAUGUUCGAACUACCAUUUUUUCCAUCACAGGAGGUAACAGAGAUGAAUCCUCUAUUCUUCCCUUGGACACCUCAACAAGCCCAACACCAUCCCCAUGUGGCCCCUCCGAUGGAACAAGGAGCAAAUCUGGAUCAGGAAGUGCAAGAGGCAGAAGAGGUGGUGAUCCCCCAACCUCCGGGAAGAAGCUCCUUCACGGAAAUCUCAACAAUAAGAGAUAUAGUUCUUAUGCUAUUCCCGGAGAGGGAGGACAAGAAAUACAUACUACGUUGCCCAGUAGCACUUCAAAGGUGCUCAAUAGAGAUAACUCCACCGAUCAACACUGCAACAGCAAAGUAUGUAGUCCUAGUGAAUCCCACUCUGAGGGACAGCCCAUCCAUUAAGGGAAUUAACCACAGUGCAAAUAUGCUCCACAAUCACUCCCCUAUCAUGAAUACACCUACUAGCAUAAUCAUUUAGAACGUUAGAGGCGCCAAUAAUGUAGACUUCAGGCGUAAUUUUAGGGAACUUAUUAAUAAUCACAAUCCAUGCAUGGUGGCCCUACUGGAAACCAAAAUGGAAAACCAUGCAAUCCUUAGGGUAGAUUUCAAUUUCUCUGAUUUAAUAGAGAUCCCAGCGGUUGGCAGAGCUAGUGGCAUGGUCAUUAUGUGGGUUGAUACAAUGGUAGCAGUGGAUCGUGUUAGGUAGACUGAUCAGGAACUUCAUGCCCUAGUCCAGGUACUUGUUGAAGAGAUUGGGGAAUCCAGUGCUUCAGCAUAGCUUCCGUAAAGGCAACAAAGUGGCGCACUUUUUGUGUAAAUUGGGUUCCAAACAACAUCUAAGCUCUACUACAACUAUUUUGCACUCACCUCCAGGUCCAGUAAAAAGGAUGAUCCAAGAAGACAAAAAUAAAGCAUCUACUACUAGACUAGUAUCUAGCUCCAUAUAUAAUACACUAGCAGUGUUUGGAAACCUAAGUAUUAUCCCUAAUAUUACUAAUAGUGAUAUAAUG